Molecule: messenger RNA, 1138 nt
Organism: Chara braunii
Lineage: Eukaryota; Viridiplantae; Streptophyta; Charophyceae; Charales; Characeae
Source: the annotation of a GenBank genome assembly
ACAACAGCAAGAACAAGUCUUGACACGGACGACGGUCUGACAGUGGGGAGUAGCGAAGCUAAGGGUGAGGGAGGGGCGCCUUUUAAUCGAAGGAACUAAGGUGACAUGGCGACUGUUUCUCAGCAGGUCUCCAUGCUGCUUGCUGGCCAGCGUCGGCCCCAGGAGAUGGCGGUCUCUUUCUCCAUGCCAGUUUUGGUUGCAUCCGAGAUUGAUGGCGGGACGAUCUCACUAGUUGGGCGGGUGAAAGCGACCAUGCAAGGUAUGUCAGAGGCGCUUGGGGAACUGGUGGAGGAAUUCACUUUUCUGCCGGAAGCUCUUCCUGAUAAGAGCCAGGUGGCGGUCCUUAUGAGCAAGUGCUACGAGUUGUUUGAUUUGGGGUGUGUUCAGGGGGCUGCGCUGGUGAUGGGCUUGGGCGGCGAGCUGCCAGCGACUAUGGUGGCGGAUGGGCACUUUCUCCUUCAACAAUCAUGGUCAGCAUCUCCAUUGGAGUCAGGGCUUCAGCUUCCAACUGUUUCAGCUACAACAGCAUCUGCUAUUGAAGAUACUUCUCCAGCAUGCAAGGUAGAUUCAUCUGAUGAGUCUGGAGCGCUCUCUACAUCAAAGGAUAACAACAUUAUCGAUUUCAUCAUGAUCAACAAUUGCGCUGCUGCUGUUACUCCCAUUAAAGACGAUAUCAAUAUGAACAGCGGCAGCGUUUUCAACAACACCACCAUCAGUAAGGACGUUUUCAACAACAACACCAUAAGUAACGACAACACUCUCGUCAACGGCCAUGUUAUCAAUAAUGCCCCUGCUGCCGUUUGUUUCAGAGAUGAUGAUGCAAACAAUGACAGCAGUGGCAACUCUAACAACACCAAUGUUGGUGAGGAUUAUACCCUCGCCAACAACGACGUCUCUUCCAUCAUUUUCGGCUAUGGCGGCAGUUAACGGAGAUCUUCUUCUGACAAUGCAGCCUUCAUCACCUGCUUCUUCAGUUUAACGGAUGAGGGCGACCGACUCUCCAUACCAACCAGGCUACCUCACUUGCCCGUCUGGCUGGAUUCUUAUCGAGGGGGAAAGGCGGUGGGAGGCGAGGGAGGGUGGAGUGCACUAGAGGUUAAAUCCCCUCGUACAAGGGCAAUCAAUGCUGCUCACCAUC